This is a messenger RNA of Pieris macdunnoughi, 768 nucleotides long. The record is from the annotation of a GenBank genome assembly. NCBI's taxonomy places the organism in Eukaryota, Metazoa, Arthropoda, Insecta, Lepidoptera, Pieridae.
AUGUUCAAGGGUCUUGUUGGUAUCGUCACGGGGGGCGCGUCAGGCCUGGGAAAAGCAACUGUUGAACAGUUGCUAAAACAAGGAGGACGUGUUGUAAUAUGUGAUCUACCAUCAAGUCCAGGGGCUGACGUCGCCAAGCAAUUGGGAAAUGAUACAGCAUUUGUUCCCGUAGAUGUUACAUCAGAAAAAGAUAUUAGGAAUGCUCUUCAGACAACAGUGGACAAGUUUGGAAGAUUAGAUGUAGCUGUCAACUGUGCUGGAAUCGCAACUGCCUCUAGAAUAUACAACUUCAAGAAAGAACAACCAUUUGAUUUAAAAUCCUUUCAAAAAACUAUCGAGGUGAACCUAGUGGGCACAUUUAAUGUGAUUCGACUUGUGGCUGGAUUAAUUGGCAAGAAUGCUCCUAAUGCUGAUGGUCAGAGAGGUGUUAUUAUAAAUACAGCCAGUAUAGCAGCCUUUGAUGGUCAGAUUGGUCAAGCUGCUUACUCAGCGUCGAAGGCUGGUGUUGUUGGUAUGACGCUGCCCGUGGCCCGGGAUCUUGCUAGGCAAGGCAUUCGAGUCGUGACAAUAGCACCAGGUCUAUUUAGAACACCAAUGAUGGAACAAUUGCCGGAAGCAGCUAUUAAGCAGCUGGAGUCAUCUGUGCCAUUUCCAUCAAGAUUGGGCCAGCCAGAAGAAUAUGCUUUGCUAGUGCAAAGUAUUAUACAGAACCCAAUGAUAAAUGGAGAAACAAUUAGACUCGAUGGAUCCCUUAGAAUGCAACCUUAA